Sebastes umbrosus (honeycomb rockfish) is the source of this 3691-nucleotide messenger RNA. RefSeq names its product carbonic anhydrase XII (gene ca12). The record is from RefSeq and is a predicted model, not a curated record. Lineage: Eukaryota; Metazoa; Chordata; Actinopteri; Perciformes; Sebastidae. Gene Ontology annotation, cellular component: plasma membrane. The coding region runs from base 280 to 1770 and encodes 496 amino acids. Gene Ontology annotation, molecular function: zinc ion binding; carbonate dehydratase activity. The transcript is spliced from 9 exons.
GGAACAUACAUGUGCAGCAUUUCCUGCAUCUUUCAUCCUCCGGCGGCUCUGAGCCCUAAAUGAGUGACUUGUCUUGGAUGCGGUCGCCUCCGUGGAGCUGUCACUCUCCGGUGACCCGACGACUCUGGAGGCUGGUUUUGUUGUUGCUCUGACGUCAGCGGGAGCCACAAUGGAGCUGACAACAUGAAGUAUAAAAGCCGGUUUGGAGGCUGGAGCUGCGCUGCUCCAAAGCUGCUGCUCUGCACCGGGUUAACUUAACAAAACAUCUGAGAGAUCAAGAUGCACUUCCUGAGCUUCACACCCAUCGUCUCACUGCUGCUGACUUUCCUCGCUGGACUGCAUGGUGCCAAAUGGACAUACAAUGGGCCAGAUGGACAGCACUACUGGCCAAAGGAUUAUCCAUAUUGUGGUGGAGCGUUCCAGUCUCCAAUAGACUUCAAGCCAAACCUGCUGAGGUUCGACCCAACGUUACGUCCAAUUGAGAUUCAAAACUACAACCUGUCGCCCUAUGAGCAGCUUACACUUGGAAAUAAUGGACAUUCUGUGCAAAUAUCGCUGCCCUCUAAGAUGCACAUCUCCAGCCUGCCUCAUCGUUACACUGCAGCUCAACUUCAUCUUCACUGGGGCACCAACGGUAGACCUGGAGGCUCUGAACACACGGUGAACAGUAAGCAGUAUGCAGCAGAGAUGCAUGUAGUACACUUCAAUUCAGACAAGUAUCCCAACAUGGCCUCAGCUGUAGAUAAAUCCGACGGCCUGGCUGUGCUGGGUGUGCUGAUUGAGGUUGGAGAGUUCAAUCCGGCCUUCGAGCAGUUUCUGAAGUUCCUCAAUGGUAUCAAAUACAAGGAUCAGAAAGUGCAGGUGCCCGGGUUCAACAUCAGAGCGCUGCUGCCUGCACGUCUGGAUGAGUAUUACCUCUACGAUGGGUCGCUGACGACUCCUCCGUGCUAUCCCAGCGUGCUGUGGACAGUGUUCAGGAAUCACGUCACAAUAUCUCGCAAACAGUUCCUGGCCCUGGCAACAUCCCUCUACUCCUCCCAUGCCCAGGACACGGUCCCCGCGCCUCUGAAUGGCAACUACAGGAGACCGCAGCCAUCUGACAGCCGAGUUGUGUUGGUAUCUUUCAAGGAGGGCAGAGGACUGCAAGGUGCUAUCACAGUCACAUCUCUACUUAAGAGGAAGCAAAUCGUUCAGCAGCUGCUGGUCGGUGACCUAGCAGACCUGGCUGAUGAAGGGCUCUAUCAGCUCCUACCGAGCGGCUCAGAGAAGCUCCACGUAAGCAAGAAGAAAGACCUCAAUGACCAGGGUGAGACUCUGGCCAAAUCCAAACAACUAACGCUGAAUCCAUCCCCUUGGAAGAAGAGCUCUGUGGGAAACUUAGGGCUUGCCAGGGACGCGCUGUGCUACGUCUCACUGGAGCAGAGCAUUUUGCAUUCGCUCCAGCAGUCUCACACUGAGUACAAGCUGGUUCACGCUCUCAGAGAUGCAACGUUCCCUGAGCUCAACCUCAAGAGCUACAUGGACUGUAGGUCAGACUUAGCCCUCCCCACUAUCAGACACAUCCUCCGUGGACGGCCAACAGAUGAGGCUUUUGAGUUAGAUCGCUCUCUGACAAAAGCCUGGAAGAAUACAAGAAAGACUUCCACAGCAAUCAAGCAAAAUGUGCCAGUGACAAACCAUGGUGGUUUGUCUCCUGCCACCGUUCCCGGGAUACCAUUCAGACAGGGUUAUCCACAUCCUUGGCUUUUGCCAAUGGAGUGGGAAGACUAGAGAGAUUCCUGAAAUAGCUGCGACUCACAUUAUGUCACAUUCUGUAGCAGACAUCAGUUGUGGGUCCCAGUGAAAGACACAUUUUCAAGCCACGCUCUGCAUUUCUUUGACCAAUCUUUCUCACAAAUGUAUUUAACAUUAAAGGGGACAUAUCAUGCUCAUUUUGAGGUUCAUACUUGUAUUUUGGGUUUCUAUUAGAACAUGUUUACAUGCUUUAAUAUUCAAAGAACACACUAUUUUUCUCAUACUGUCUGUCUGAAUAUACCUGUAGUCGCCCUCUGUCUGAAACUUUCCGUUUUAGCGCCUGUCUCUUUAAGACCCUCUCCCUAAAAUGUCUGCUCUCAUUGGCAAAUAUGGUGCACCUUUACAAAUGUAGUUCUCAAGCUGUGGGGGCAGAUACUCAGAUGGGGGGCGGUGUAUUCUAAUGAGCCUGCAUGUGACAAAUAGAGUUUUUCCAUACAAACAUGCUGGCUUGGCUCGACUUGGUUUGACUACCCGCUUGAAGGUGUGUGUUUAGUGGACAAAGGAGCGGUUGUAAAAAUGGUGGAUAAACAUUUAAUUUCUAUAUUCUUCACAAUUCUUCCACCGUUACUUUUGCUGUUUGUUCUCUUCCUCCCUGCAGUAUUAGUAGACGUGUUUUUAUUAAGCAUAGCCGGAGAUAAACAUUUCACACUAAACACACAAUAAAAGUCCCCCUUUAUAUUAUUAUUUAAAAGCUUUUAUUAUGAAGUAGCAAAAACAGGAAAUAUUGGGUUUUCAUCAGCUGCAACUUAACAUGCCUCCUGUACAGCUUAAAGCAAAACAGUAAUAUAAAGUAGAUAUGUGAAAGUACAAACAGGGACUCAGGAGAGAAACUAUACUUCACACCUCAGAGAUUCAAUUAGAAGCUACAGAAGCACUGAGAGCUGAGCACACAUAAACGUCUCUCUGGUCUCCUGCACAUUGAGUCUCACUCACAACCAAAGUGCAACCCACUUGGAGGCGGGUUGGGCGCACUUUGGCCACGAUCACAGAGAUGUUCCAUCUCGGGCGUGGCACAACUUGCUGUGCUAAAACUGGUAAUGGAAACGCAAAUCAGCGCGGCAUUGUUUUACUCGGCGCGGCCAAAAGGGCUAAUGGAAAACGCACUAAUACCAAGGGGAGCCAAAUCUGUAUGUUGAAUCGCAUGUUUUCUGAUCUAGGCAGCCCACAAAAAACUGGCUGGGUUGUCCUAUUUCACAGUUUGUGGGCUGGUAGGUACUCCAGAUACCCAAAUGUAUGUGCACAAGCACUGACACAUUUUGAUGAUUUUUUCAUGAUAUGUCCCCUUUAAAUUAUUUUUUUCCAGUAUGUGCACAUCAUUAUAACAUGAUUUCUAACAUGUCAUGUCAUAUGUCAUGUACUGAAUGUUUUUGCAAACAUACACCUAUGUAAAACCAGUCAUCACCAGUGACUGUGCUCAGUGCUGUAAGCAGAUUCUGAAAUGUUACGACAAUCUCAACAUGUAUGUUUUCAGAGAUUUUUUUUAAUGAAAAUCUGCAAAAAUGAGAGACAUUUAGAUUCUUUCAACGGGCUUUACGUCUGUUUGUAUAACGUUGCCUUGCUAUGAAAUGCUUUAAAAUAAACGGCCACAACGCACAUAUUCCAUUGCUUUAAAAUCUACAUGCAUGUAGCUACAUAUAUAGUACACAAAAUGCACAGAAUAUUUAUAGUGUUAUGCUGUACACCAAGUUCUCUUCUAUAGUAUGGUAAUUGUGGAGUUAUACUUGUAAUUACUAUCUUGCACAAUAUAGAAAUGCAGCUAAACCAAAAGAAUUUGUAAGAGCUUAAGGGCUUUAUGUCACAUCCCUGUCUUCUGUUACAAUUUGUUCUUCUGUUCAAAAUAAUGAAACAGCGACUGUACAUAUUGGGAUCUAUUUUCAAUAAAAGCAUUUUACAUUAA